GUGAUGUACCAUCUCCUGAAGGGCUUUCAUGAGUACCUCACUCGAAAGGAAGAAUUCUCGGUUAUAAUCAUCGGCCUGGAUGGUGCGGGCAAGACGACCUUGCUUGAGAAGAUCAAGACAUUCUACAAUGAAACGCCCGGCCUAGAACCAUCCAAGAUAGGCCCCACCAUUGGCCAGAACAUGGGCAAGAUCUCCUUGCCAUCAACGAUCCUGAACUUCUUUGACCUCGGCGGGCAACAGGGCAUUCGCUCUAUCUGGCACAGAUACUACAAUGAUUGCCAUGCUGUCGUCUAUGUGCUUGACGCCCGUGAUAGGGAGCGGAUGGGCGAGGGUUGGGAGGUCUUCAACUCCGUCCUUGCCCAUCCACAGAUACUUAACGUCCCUCUCCUGCUGCUCGCCAAUAAGCAGGAUGCCUCUGACGCGCUCACCGUCGCAGAAAUCCGCAAUGAGUACGCCGACUGGGAGGCCAGGAGACGCGAGAGCCGCCCACGGCACAGAAAGAGUGAGGACGGGGAUGAGGGUAUCUGGGAGGACAGACAUAAAGAGCGCAUCGCGAGCCUAGAUGUGAUGGGCCUCUCGGCGCUCGAAGGGAAUGGUGUCCGAGAGGCGGUAGAUUGGCUGUUCCUCCGUGUUCAGAAUAGCAGGAGAAGGGGGGAGACAUAGAUUGGCUUCAAUGCUGACAGAUGGUCUCGGCUGAUGCUGCCCGCGUUGCCGAAUGCUAGCCUCGUUCCUUUACCAACAGCCCAAAAUUAAUGCGAUUUUGUUGGAACAGCGCAUCCCAUGGUAAUCAUAUUACCAACGGCUUCCGGAAACGGCCCAUGCCCUCAUCUCAGCGGCAAACUGUCAUCAACAGCAUCAUCGAGUAGC
Coniophora puteana RWD-64-598 SS2 is the source of this 867-nucleotide messenger RNA. RefSeq names its product P-loop containing nucleoside triphosphate hydrolase protein. Gene Ontology annotation, cellular component: Golgi apparatus. Gene Ontology annotation, molecular function: GTP binding; GTPase activity. The transcript has 7 exons. The record is from RefSeq and is a predicted model, not a curated record. The coding region runs from base 4 to 663 and encodes 219 amino acids. Gene Ontology annotation, biological process: protein localization to organelle; intracellular protein transport; Golgi to plasma membrane protein transport. NCBI's taxonomy places the organism in Eukaryota, Fungi, Basidiomycota, Agaricomycetes, Boletales, Coniophoraceae.